Brachypodium distachyon (stiff brome) is the source of this 2582-nucleotide messenger RNA. RefSeq lists its product as uncharacterized. Bases 860 to 2419 code for a protein of 519 amino acids. NCBI's taxonomy places the organism in Eukaryota, Viridiplantae, Streptophyta, Magnoliopsida, Poales, Poaceae. The record is from RefSeq and is a predicted model, not a curated record. The transcript has 15 exons.
UUCGGCGAGUACGCGCAGCUACGAGGCAUUGAAUGAAGGAAGCUACGGGUGGCGAGGGGAGACGCACAUAUUACAGACAAAAAAAGAGAUCCCUGCUUCCAUCGUUGGUCACGAACUCGUGCUAGUGAUCAGCUAUUCGUUCGAUCCACAUGAAAUCUUCCUGCCAAAUAAAAAGAACGGAAGAACUGGGACACAGCAGUUAGGGAUACAUAGAUAGCUUGCUAGGAGUAGCAGGCCAUGGCAGGAGGGAGGAAAGAUAGUCUGCGACCUGCGUCUAUGGGGGACGGUGUCGGUGGGAAGAUGAAAGGACUCAUCGAGAUCAACGAACAGCACGAGCAAGAUGUGAGGACCUGAGCGCAGCUGCAAGUUGGGGCGAUUCAGUCCAACGGAACCGUAGAGCCGGCAGGAAUUACUUCUGCUCGGAUGGGCGUGCUCUUGACUACAAGGCCGAACUGGUGAAGAUGGAAGCUGCUCUGGCAGAUGCCAAGCAAGGGAUGCCAAGUGACGCGUGGAAGCAGAAGACGAAGAAGACUGUCGCGACGACCACAUUCAACCCCGCGCACUUGAAGGACGCGCUUAGCCGUUGGGACGAAAAUAUGCUGGCUUUGAUCAGUGGGAUCCAGGAUGGAUUUGUGGAUGAGGCUGCUGACUUCAUGAUGUCAUCAAGAACAGGCGAUGAAUCUGGUGAAGGGGUGGGUGGGAGUGUAACAGAUUUGCUGAACUCCACUGGUGUGAGGUUCAAUGAACAACAAAUUGCAGUGUUGUCAAAGAUCUUCAGUAACUCUCUGGAGGCCAAGGAGACUGAAUUCAAGGCGAUGCAGGGGCAGAGCAAUUUGGCUAUCUAGGGUUCUGUCAAGAAAUGGACAAGCUAAAGGCUCGCAAGUACGUGGAGAUGAUACAACGCCUCGAGCGUCACGUUCUGAUCUCUCGUAGGGAGCUGGUAGACAAUUGCAUGACGCAGGCAAAGAGACUGAAAGUGGAUGAAGUCGGUGAAACAUCGUCUCAGACGGAGAGAGUGCUAGUCGGCGUGCCAGUCCUGGAUGGGAUGGUGAUGGGUGGGCGUGUCUUGCCGGUGACUCAGUCUAUUGAUUCCACCCCUGUGGUAUAUGAGACGUUAACACAGGCGGUGCGGGCUGAAGGGGAUUCAGUUGCCGGUGAUGGUAUAGAGGCCAUGCUAGGACAGAAACCAUCAUCAGAUUCUGCAGGUGAAAAAUUGAUUGCAAAAUUCAUGCAUGAUGGUACUGGUCCACAUGCUGGCAUGUUCCCAAACGUUGUUGACUUAUCCUCCCCUAUAGUGCUUGGGCUUUGUAUUGCAGGCACUGCAGGUGGUUGUUGUUGUUUGAACAAAGGUUCACCAAGAUUUGAUUCACCUGUAAGGUUCAACGAAACACCGAUAUGUGCAGCUAGCGGAAAAAGGAAUAGGAUCACUGCGAAAGCAGGGAACACAUGUGCUCCAUUGGGUUCAGCAGAAUGUGAAGCUGCGAAGGAAAUAAUGGAUAUGUCAAAGAGCGUGAGUAAAAUAAACUCCUGUGAACCUGGGGAAUCUCCAUUUGAGCUAGGACUGUGUCAGCAGCAACCAAGCAUUAGGGCAGCAAACAAAUUCCGGUCCAUACUAAUGGCAGCGUCUGUAACUGAACUGCAAAGGAUAUGGUUCAAACACCUGGUUCCUGCUGAUUUGGAACUAAUUGGUCAUGCCUUGAAAAUGAUGUUCGGGGGUGACGGGUGUUGGGGGAACAACGAAAUGGACGCGGCUACACGCUUGUUCGCAGAGAUGGAUGCAGAGAUGAUGGCUGGCAUAGAUGCCCCUACAUGGAGGCAUUUGGUGUCUCUCGUUUUUUCGGCGGAUAUGUCGGUCAUGAGGGACGUUGACGGUACGAAUGGGUAUAUAGAAAUGUUCAAAGGGUGCAAGUACCAGUAUGACAUCAACGGAUGCAGGAUGAUAAUGUGUCUAGUGCAACUGGAUUCAGCAUGGUGCCUCUACGUGUUCGACCAAGUUAAGAAAAUGUUGUCGGCACCUGAUCCUAUAUACACAGAUAAAUCAUCAGAUAGAUGUAGAAUGAAACACCACAUCACAAUUUCAAGGCUGUCUAUUGCGUUGAAAAAUGUGGGAAAGUUGUUAGGAAAUUCCUGGGUAAUUGAUCCUAAAGCUUGGCAGAUAAAGUUCAACAGUAAAAUGCAUCGUCAGUGCCAGAACAGGACGUUGACUGGGAGCUAUGUAAUAUACUACGCAAGGGAAUUUGAUGGGGAAGGGAUUGCGCAUGUGCCCACGGAGGUUGAAUUGCAGGAAAUCAACGCAUCAACCGUGAAUGGAAUAGCUGGCAUGAAGGGCAACCUGGCUACCAAUCCAAGUUUCGCUCCAUACUGUUGUGGAGUGGAAGUUCUACGCAUAAUCAAACACUGUACCAUGAGACCUAAGUGAUAUUUAAUACCUAUCGUUCGAUUAGAUUAAGAACUGCUUACUAGAAGGACAUGGCAUGUUAGCUCUGUUUUUUCAAUGAAUGAUCAGUGAUGUGUGGUACGACUAAACUAUUGUAAUGUCUGAAUGGUAGUGAACUGUGGGUGUGAUGUGAUUACGUUGGCUA